AUGGCGGAAAAUAAUGCUGAACCAACAAUCCGGGAUUUAAUGACACUCAUGAAAAAUGUAAGUGAUCGCCUUGAAUCUGUAGAAAAGAAAAUGGGCGGCAUAGACUCUAUCGAGAAGAAAAUGUGUAACAUGAAGAAAGAUCUGAAUAAACUUUGGGUUGCCCUAGAAGAUCGAGUAAGGAAGGUAGAUGAGCGCGUUACACGUAUUGAGGACAAGGUGGACGGGGCGGACUUUUACGCGGCGCAGCUGUCGGAGUGGGUACAGGAGCUGGAGAAACAGAGGGAUACCCUGCGUGACAACGUAACAUACCUCCAGUCGCAGUCAAUGCGCAAUAAUCUAAUAUUCGCGGGGGUAUCGGAGGACAAUUCGAAUGGAAGUGAGCCACCGGAAACAACAGAGAAGAGGCUUCGCCAGCACCUCCAUGACGCAUGUAAGAUAGCUCGUGACGUUGCGGACUCCAUAAAGUUCGAAAGGGUGCACCGUUCACCGGGUUCACAAAUUUCUGGCAAGGUCAGAAAUAUAGUGGCGAAAUUUACAUAUUUCAAGGACAGAGAGAGCAUUCGAAAGUGCUGGAAAGAGUUAGAUGGGACUGUGCACCGUGUGUUCGAACAAUUUCCACAGGACGUAAUCGAAAAACGGCGUAAAUUAGUGCCUAAGAUGAAGGAGGCAAGGCGACAGGGCCAAAAGGAGCCUCACGUGUUUUCUGUAAAGCUUGGUAUGCGACUGUCACAGGUUAUCGACGUCCCAGAGAAGAACCAGAUAUUGACAACCAACUUAUGGCUUCGCCAAGAAUGGGUGGACCUGCGCCUUCGCUGGAAUCGAGCGAUGUUCCAAGAAAUCGAGAUGACUCAUAUCCCAGCUCGGGAGCUCUGGAUACCGGACAUUGGGCUUUACAACAAUGCGGAUGGUGACUUUGUUAUCACUUUGCUUACCAAAGCAAAGGUCUACAGCACCGGUCUUAUUGUCUGGGAGCCACCGGCAAUCUACAAGACCUACUGCCCAAUCAACGUCGAGUUCUUCCCUUUUGAUCAGCAGGAAUGCUUCAUGAAGUUCGGUGUGUGGACCUACGACGGCCAUGAGGUAGAUCUGCAGCACGUGUUGGAGAAACAGGGGGUGGCGGAAGGUGACCAGAUGGUGAUUCCAAACGGCGUGGACCUUUGUGACUACUACCAGAACGUGGAAUGGGACAUCAUCAAUGUGACCGCCAGGCGCAAGGAGAAGUUCUACCCUUGCUGUCAGGAACCAUUCCCGGAUAUUACGUUCAACAUCACCAUACGCCGGAAAACACUGUUCUACACGAUCAAUCUAAUCAUGCCGUGCAUUUCAAUAUCAUGCCUUACAGUGCUAGUGUUUUAUCUGCCCAGCGACUUCGGAGAGAAGAUCACACUCUCGAUAUCAAUAUUGCUUGCACUUACCGUGUUCUUUCUUCUGUUGUCCGACAUUAAUCCCCCAACAUCCAUUUUCAUUCCGCUUAUUGGGAAGUAUUUACUGUUCACCAUGAUAGCUGUGACCAUGUCCAUAUUCCUGACCGUAUCAACACUAAGCAUCCACUUCCGGUCACCAUCCACUCACACGAUGUCGCCAUGGAUCAUGCGUUUACUGAUGGAGAUUCUGCCAAAGAUCUUGUGCAUGAAACGCCCGCCUGUCAAUAGAAAGCAAAGCGCCUUUCAAACUGUCAAAGACAGGGAAGUCAGAGAUGCAAAUCUCGACACAGCCAAAGUAUUCAUGAACUGGCAGCGACAAACGGACAUGUUGCGCCACAGAAUAUCUUCGGAAAGUUCAGAAGCCUUUUCCACAUAUCCGCCAGAAAUAAGGGAGUCUCUUAAAGGAGUCCGGUAUAUUGCGAAACACAAGAAGACUGCGGACGAUGCAAAAUUGGUUCGCCAAAGCAGCACACUUUAUAAGAAUGACUAUGAUUUAAAACGUGACUGGAACUACGUCGCUAUGGUGAUGGACCGCCUCUUUCUGUACAUCUUCACAACUGCGUGCGUCUGUGGAACCAUCGGCAUCUUUCUAAACGCGCCAUCUCUGUACGACCCCUGGGAAGCCAUGACAAGAGACAACUUUAACUGCUCAAAAAGAUGGGCAGCGUUGGUUUAGGUUUUGACUGGUCUUUUUUCAUUACAAUGAACUGUUGG
Molecule: messenger RNA, 2138 nt
Organism: Dreissena polymorpha
Lineage: Eukaryota; Metazoa; Mollusca; Bivalvia; Myida; Dreissenidae
Product: acetylcholine receptor subunit alpha-type unc-63-like
Exons: 7
Coding region: 1-2100 (699 amino acids)
Biological process (GO): nervous system process; monoatomic ion transmembrane transport; regulation of membrane potential
Cellular component (GO): postsynaptic membrane; neuron projection; synapse
Molecular function (GO): acetylcholine-gated monoatomic cation-selective channel activity; transmembrane signaling receptor activity
Source: RefSeq, a predicted model, not a curated record